AUGGAGAAAAUUGAUAACAAUGAAAGUGGGGCUGAAAAAUCAGAACCAAUGAAAGUUGAUUUGAAAACAGAAACAAAAACAGAAACUGAAACAGAAACAAAAACUGAAACAGAAACAAAAACAGAAACUACUUCCACAAUAAAAACAGAAACACCAACACCAACACCAACAACAAUACCAACGCCAACACCAACACCAACAACUACCACACCAACAACAACUACUACAACAAUACCAACACCAACAUUUAAAAUACCAGAAAAUAAUGAAGAAUUAAUUAAAUUUGCAACAGAACAAAGAUUUGAGGAAGGCACAAUUGAUUAUAGAAAUUUAAUAUUUAGAUUAGAAUCAAUGGAGAGUAGAUUAUUUAAAAAUGCACAUAUUCCAACGAUUGUACAAUUAAAUUCAAUUAAAGUUUGUCCAAGAUGUAUUUUUAGAUUCUUAAAUAUUAAAGAAUUAUCAAUUUAUCAAGAAUCUUUAAAUACAUUAUCACAUUUAAUUCAAUUUUUAAUGUUUAAUCAAAAACAAAAAGAUUUAAAUGAAAAUAAACAAAAACAACAACAACAACAACAAGGAGGAGGAGAAGUUGAAAAUUUAAAAAAAUAUGAUCCAAAUAUGAAUGAAAGAUGGAAUAAUUUUGUAUGUUGUUGUUGUUUAGGUAUUUUACAAGAUACAAAUAAUAAGGAAUUGUUUUUAGAUGAAUUUAUAGUAAAGAUGAAAAAUAGUGGAUAUGAAUUUCAAAAUUACUCAUUAGCAUUGUCAAUGCCAACAUCGACUUUGAUUAGAGAGCAAUCGAUUUGGUAUUAUUUAGUUGACAGUUUUCCAAAUGUAUAUUCAGCUGAUAAAAAAGAUAAAUCAAUGGUUGAGAUUAAAGAGGGUGUGAAAUGGGUAUUGGGACCAAUCAUUAGUAGACAAUUAUUCUUCCAAUUUAAACCAAGUAGUGAUUUCCGUGGUAAUAUGCAAUACAUUCACGAGGAGACCAAAGACGACCACCAAUUCCUUCUAUCACUACAAUCUACCAAAAGAGGUGGUAAAAGACAAAAACAGUCUACCAAGCGUAUAAAAGUGGCUUCUGCAGAUUCGUCAAAUUCAGUGAAUGAGUUAUUAAGUAAUACAACAAAGAAGGAGUUUGAAUUACACGGCGUUGUGCCACCAACCCCACCAAAGACAAAAUACUCGUAUGAGCUAUCAUUCAAGCACGAGCCUGUGUUCUUGGCUGGAAAGUAUAAUAAAUUCGUCAGAGAUUUAAGUCAGACACCAUGGGAGUAUGACGACUCCUCAGUUCAGGAUUUAAUAUGUAAAGAUAUUCAAGAAACGUUUAAAGCAGAUUCCAUCCUAUUCACCACAUCCGGUAGGGAGGACAUCGAUGUUAGAAUGCUUGGCGAUGGCAGACCCUUUUAUAUUGAGAUUGUGAACCCUCACAGAAUCUUCUUCAAGAAUCAAGACUUUGAGAAACUAGAAUCCUCCAUCAACGACUCCACAAAGAAGAUCAAAGUCUCAAAUUUACAAUUAAUCACAAAGAAAGAAACCACCAUCAUCAAAGACUCUGGUGGCACAAAACAAAAAAAUUAUCGUUGUUUCAUUUGGACAAGUAGAAUUUUACAACCUUCAGAUCUUGAUACACUCAAUAAUUUAAAAGAUAUACAACUUCAUCAAAACACUCCCAUUAGAGUAUUACAUCGUAGAUCUCUAAUGAUUAGAAAUAAAAAAAUCUCAAAAUUACAUGCAACAUUUAUCAGUCCUCAUUUCUUUAUGUUGGAUAUCAUUGACGCUCAAGCUGGAACCUACAUUAAAGAAUUUGUUCAUGGUGAUUUAGGUAGAACUUUACCAAACAUUGGUUUAUUAUUAGGAAAUUGUGAAGCUGACAUACUUCAAUUAGAUGUACUAAAUGUUGAUUUAAAUUUUCCAGCUAAUAGAAAAUAA
Molecule: messenger RNA, 1923 nt
Organism: Dictyostelium discoideum AX4
Lineage: Eukaryota; Evosea; Eumycetozoa; Dictyosteliales; Dictyosteliaceae
Exons: 1
Coding region: 1-1923 (640 amino acids)
Biological process (GO): pseudouridine synthesis; tRNA pseudouridine synthesis; RNA modification
Molecular function (GO): tRNA pseudouridine(55) synthase activity; pseudouridine synthase activity; RNA binding
Source: RefSeq, a predicted model, not a curated record